AUGGCACCUCUCUAUCAUGAAGUAGCCAUCCUUGUGGAGUUCUUACUAUUACUGCUUCUUAUGGUAGCAGCAGCAGCAGCACCACCACCACCACCACCAACACCAACAGCACGAUCGCCGCCGCAGCCAACUUCUCAAACAAAGCCGGGUUGUCCAAACCUUUGCGGUAACUUCAGCAUUCCAUACCCAUUUGGCCUGCAUCAUGGAUGUUACCUUGAUGAUAGUUUCCAUAUAACCUGUUCGGAAUCCAAUGAACCAGUUUUACCCAGAAGCAAUGCAACGGUUCUAAACAUAUCUAUUAUUCAUGGCCAGCUGACAGUUUCAUCCUUAAUAACCCAUUCAUGUUUUGACAAACAAGGCCACCAUAAUGAAACCCAAAAACAAUCAUUUGAUUUCUCUCCUUUCACAGUCUCAGAUAGCGGAAACCAUUUUACUUUGGUGGGUUGUGAAACUUCUGCAGUACUUAUUGAGACAGCAGACAAUGAUCAUCGGAACAUCUCUUGCUCGUCUCACUGUGAUGAAAUCGAUGACGUAGAUGAUGAGGAUUGCUCUGGGAAGGGUUGCUGCCAAAGAGCCAUGCCUAAAGGCGUCAAGGCUUUUGAGAUUGUGACAACCUUUAGUGACGCACAUGGAAAUCAUUAUUAUAAUUACAGUCCAUGCAGCUUUGCUUUUGUUGCUUGGGAUAAAUAUACUUUCCUCCAAUCAGAUCUACAGGAUUUGCAGAAGAGAACAAAUUAUCCAAUGGUUCUUGAUUGGGCUAUUGGGGAUACCACAUGUGAGGAAGCUAAAAAAAAUGGGGAAACUUAUGCAUGUAAAAGUGAGAACAGUGAGUGCUAUAAUUCUACUAAUGGAGGUGGAUAUCGUUGCAGGUGUUAUGGGGGUUACCAGGGGAACCCAUAUCUAUCAGAUGGUUGCCAAGAUAUUAACGAAUGUGAAGAUCCUAGACUCCACCAAUGCGUAGAAAAGAGUGUUUGUAAGAACACAAAAGGAAAUUACACAUGUUCAUGUCCGAAGGGUCUCCAUGGCGAUGGCAGAAAAGAUGGAAUGGGUUGCUUAUCUCAUAAGCAAUUACCACUUAAGAUCAUUUACGGAGUCAGCAUAAGCUUUCUGAUUCUACUUUUGGUAGUUUCUUGGGUAUAUUUUGGAUUAAGAAGAAGGAGACUCAUUAGACUCAGAGAAAAAUACUUCAAAGAAAAUGGUGGUUAUCUAUUUCAGCAAAAACUUUCUCAAUGUGAAGGUAGCUCUAUGAGAGUAGCUAAAAUAUUUACUGAAAAAGAGUUGAAAAGGGCAACAGAUAACUACCAUGAAAGUCGAAUCCUGGGGAUAGGAGGACAAGGGACUGUGUACAAAGGAAUAUUAACAGAUAAUCAAAUAGUUGCUGUUAAGAAGGCAAAGUUAGGAGGUGAGACCCAAGUUGAAGGAUUCAUCAAUGAAGUGAUUAUCCUUUCUCAGAUUAACCACAGAAAUGUGGUAAAACUCUUGGGAUGUUGCUUAGAAACUCAAGUUCCAUUGCUGGUAUAUGAAUUUGUAACCAAUGGUUCCCUCUUUGAUCUUAUGCACAAUGAAGAGAAGUACCCAUCAACCUUGAUUACAUGGGAAACUCGUCUGAAGAUAGCAACAGAAGUUGCAGAAGCUCUUUCUUACAUGCACUCUGCUGCUUCUACUCCCAUAAUUCAUCGUGAUAUCAAGUCUGCUAAUAUACUUUUAGAUAAUAAUUACACUGCCAAAGUAUCUGAUUUUGGAGCUUCAAAGUUGAUGCCUUUAGACGAAACAGAGCUCACUACACUUGUGCAAGGGACUCUGGGAUACUUGGAUCCUGAGUACUUCCAGACAAGCCUGUUGACAGAGAAGAGUGAUGUUUAUAGCUUCGGUGUUGUUCUUGUGGAAUUGUUGACCAGAAAGAAGGCAGUUUGUUUCAGGAAAAGAGAAGAAGAGAGGAAUUUGGCUAUGCAUUUUGUUACUUCGAUUCAAGAACAUAGAUUGCUUGAAGUUCUUGAUCAACAGUUGCUGAGUGAGAAAAAUAUUGAGGAGCUGAAGGCAGUGACAAUGUUGGCAAGGAACUGUGUGAGUGUCAAGGGAGAGGAAAGGCCCACAAUGAAAGAAGUAGCAUUUAAAAUGAAAGGCUUGUCUCUGUGUCGAAAGAGUUCUUUAGUUUUUUUAAGAAGAGCAUAUGCUUUUGUCCCUUCCAGUUCCUUUUGCACAGAUAACAAUAGCAGCAAUGAUGGGUUGCAAAAUUCUAGGGUUAAGAUCUUCGAUCGCCAUCUCAAACGCAAACAGCGAGACCGAGCUGCAUGGUUGAUGCGCCCUAAUGAUUCUUUUGUGGAUGCCGUUGCUGAUAAUCUACUGGAUCGAUUAGAGGACUGUAAGAGAACUUUUCCUACAGCAUUAUUUAUGGGGGGUUCUUUGGAAGCUGUCAAACGGUUGUUAUGUGGCCGUGGCUCCAUUGAAAAGCUCAUUAUGAUGGACAUGUCCUAUGACAUGAUUAAAUUGUGUGAAGAUGCAAAGGAAGAUGCAAAUAAAAAUAUUGAAACAUCCUUUAUUGUCGGUGAUGAAGAGUUUCUGCCCAUAAAAGAAAGUUGCUUGGGACUUCACUGGACAAAUGACCUUCCUGGAGCCAUGAUACAGUGCAGAUUGGCGCUGAAACCAGAUGGUCUAUUUUUAGGAGCUAUUCUUGGUGGAGAAACCUUGAAGGAGCUGAGAAUAGCAUGCACUGUAGCUCAAAUGGAGCGUGAAGGAGGCAUCAGUCCUCGAGUAUCACCUUUGGCGCAAGUCCGUGAUGCAGGCAAUCUUUUAACCAGGGCAGGCUUGGCCCUUCCUGGUGUUGAUGUUGAUGAAUAUGUAGUUAGGUAUAGAAGUGCUCUGGAGCUGAUAGAGCAUCUGCGUGCAAUGGGUGAAACUAAUGCUCUUUUGCAAAGGAACACUAUCCUAAAGCGAGAAACAGCCCUAGCAACUGCUGCAAUCUAUGAUUCAAUGUUUGCAGCAGAAGAUGGCACCAUCCCUGCAACAUUCCAGGUCAUUUACAUGACAGGUUGGAGGGAACAUCCUUCACAGCAGAAGGCCAAAAGAAGGGGAUCUGCUACCAUAUCUUUCAAGGACAUCCAGGAGCAGUUUGGCAGUGGUAGCUAACACCACCAUCACUUCCUUCAGUAGCAUUCACUAUGAAUUUGGAUGCCACUUUCUUCUCUCAAUAUCAUUUUCUCAUUCACUUAGUUACAUUCAUUUGUUUGAAAUAAUUUAUCUUUAGAUGUUUUGCCAUUAGUGAAUGAGAAAUAGAGAGGGGUUGGAUUCGGAAAAGAAAAGGCUUUGUAGGACUGUAAUUGAUUCAUAUGCUGCAAUUUUAUUAAUAAUGGUAAAUUCUUGUAGCAAGAGCAAAGAAUAGGUCUCGUGUA
Hevea brasiliensis (rubber tree) is the source of this 3389-nucleotide messenger RNA. Its product is annotated as wall-associated receptor kinase 2. NCBI's taxonomy places the organism in Eukaryota, Viridiplantae, Streptophyta, Magnoliopsida, Malpighiales, Euphorbiaceae. Gene Ontology annotation, biological process: protein phosphorylation; cell surface receptor signaling pathway. Gene Ontology annotation, cellular component: plasma membrane. The record is from RefSeq and is a predicted model, not a curated record. Gene Ontology annotation, molecular function: ATP binding; polysaccharide binding; protein serine/threonine kinase activity. The coding region runs from base 1 to 3126 and encodes 1041 amino acids. The transcript has 14 exons.